AUGGGCACACUUGCCUGGUCGCUUAUAGUGGUUGCAGCAAGUCGCCGACCCCGAGAUUUUGCGUGGCUCAAGCGCGCCGAGCGAGCGAUGCGCGAGGAAGAGGAGGACAGUGUUACCGGUGGCUUUGGACAAGACGUCACCGAAAGCAAGGACGACAGCGAUCAGCAGCAGCCCUGGAACAACGAGCUCCCGCCGCCGACGCGCAACGUUCUGCUGCAGGCACGACCGCGAGUGUUCGCCGCCUUCCAGUUGCUGACGCUGGCGGCCGUAGCCGCGUACGCCUACUGGAACCCCAAAACCCGGUUGUGGCCCCUGCACUUGAGCUGCGCCAGCCUGGAAUGCUUCAACGUGCAAGCCGAGCUGCACUCCUCCAUGGACCUGAGCGCCGAACCGUGCGACAACUUCUACCAGUACGUGUGCGGAAACUGGGCCCAGGGCCACUCGCGAUACCAGGACCAGUUCCGCUACCUCGAGGCGAAGGUGUACAUGAAGGCGAACGACAGGCUACGCGAGCGUUUCGAGCACCUGCUGGAGCCGAGCAAGCCCCUGAGCACGUCCGACAAGGCCGUGCUGAGCUACGUUGCCUGCGCCGAGGUGCUACAUCGGAGAAUUGACGCUCCCUGGCUAAUCGACAGCUUGCUCUUCUUGGGAAAAGACAAGCCGGGUCACUUCCUCACCACUUCCGGAAGCGAGAACGCUUCGGCCGAGGCGCUCGCCACUCUGAUCUCGCUGGCCAUGGACUAUGACCUGGACGUGCUGUUCGAGGUUGUCCUCAAUGUGGAUUCCAAGUCUGAGAGCCGGAGUGUGGUGAGCGUGGGCCACAGUGCGUCCCUGCUGCGCUGGAAGCGGCACCGGGAGCGCUACCUUACGGCCGAGUCGACGGCUCGCUGCGUGCACCAGUUCGUGAGCGUGAUGUCGUGCGACUGCAACCUGGAACCGGGCCUGACCGCCGCGUUGGUCGCCAUGGAUGCCCUGGUUACCGCCAAGAUGGCGGUCUCCGCUGCUACGUCCGCCGGAAGAGGCGCCCGCUUCCGGUUCCGCGACAUUCCUUCCAACCACGCUGGCGUCUGGCUGCGCGCGGUUCGUGACAACCUGCAGGCGGCAGUCAUGGACGGCGAUAAAGACGACGGGAACGACAAUGAGCCCACCCCAAAGCCUUCGGGCACCGAACGACUCGGCGGCCGCCAACCCUGGAACCUGACCGGCGACAGCAUGUUGUACGCGACCGACCCGAGGCUGUUCGGCCUGGUAGACGAGACGCUCACCCUGCACCCGGAGUCACAUGUGCGCUUUUACGUCGCCUUCCAGGUCAACGAAAACUUCCUAUUUGCCACCACAUAUUGA
Molecule: messenger RNA, 1344 nt
Organism: Dermacentor silvarum
Lineage: Eukaryota; Metazoa; Arthropoda; Arachnida; Ixodida; Ixodidae
Product: endothelin-converting enzyme 2-like
Exons: 6
Coding region: 1-1344 (447 amino acids)
Biological process (GO): protein processing
Cellular component (GO): plasma membrane
Molecular function (GO): metalloendopeptidase activity
Source: RefSeq, a predicted model, not a curated record